CCCUGAAAAUUUUAAUAGCUUUACUAAUUCAUCCAACGUCACCGUCUCGUUUUUCUGAUCUCUAAAGCAAUUUAAACGUGUGAUGCUACAUCGGUAUAUUUGAAUGGUAAAAUUUCAACCCACAAAAUAGAAAUUGCCAGUUGCGCCAAGAGUCCUACAAUCUCCGCUCCAUUCUGAGGCUAUUAGCUAAAGCUUUUCUUUCUAAAUUCUUUCCUCGCCUCAAUUCCCGUUUCUCUCUGGAGACAUCAUUCCGAACGUUUCUGCUCUUGUAAUUCAAUUACUGUUGGAUCGGUGUCUAAUCUUCCAUAACGAUCACAUACUUCGUAUUUGAGAGAUCAUAAUGGGAAGGAGCAGAUCUUCUUCAUCGUCAAGCAAAUGGAGGUAUUGUAAUCCUUCCUAUUACCUCAAGAGGCCCAAACGCUUGGCGUUCCUUCUCGUUGCCUUUGUUUGUGCCAGUUUGCUUGUGUGGGAUCGCCAGACUCUCGUUAGAGAACACGAGGUGGAGCUUUCCAAGCUAAGUGAAGAAGUAAAUCAAUUAAAAGCAACGCUAGAAGAGUUGAAGAAUGUUCAUGGAGAUUCAAUCAAGUCGAUUACAAGUAAAUCUAGCAAGUAUUCCCAAAAGGCUAUCCAUGAUGAUCCUAUUGACAUUGAGCGAAGGGAGAAAGUAAAAGAAGCUAUGCUUCAUGCAUGGAGUUCAUAUGAAAAGUAUGCAUGGGGCCAUGAUGAGCUUCAGCCACAGACAAAGAAUGGUGUUGAUAGCUUUGGUGGUCUUGGAGCAACUCUAAUUGACGCUCUUGACACAUUAUUUAUAAUGGGUUUUGAUGAGCAGUUUCAAAGAGCUAGAGAGUGGGUGGCAAACUCAUUGGACUUCAAUAAGGAUUAUGAUGCCAGCGUCUUUGAGACAACCAUAAGAGUUGUAGGUGGACUACUUAGUGCUUAUGAUCUUUCAUCAGAUAAAGUUUUCUUGGAAAAGGCCAAAGACAUUGCAGAUAGAUUACUACCUGCAUGGAAUACGAGUACUGGGAUCCCUUAUAACAUCAUUAACUUGGCCCAUGGAAAUGCACAUAACCCUGGAUGGACUGGUGGUGACAGUAUACUUGCAGAUUCUGGAACAGAACAGUUAGAAUUUAUUGCUCUUUCUCAAAGGACUGGAGACCCAAAAUAUCAGCUGAAGGCGGAGAAGGUUAUAUUAGAGCUUAAUAAGACCUUUCCUGAUGAUGGUUUGCUUCCAAUCUAUAUUAAUCCUGAUAAGGGAACCGGAUCAUACUCUACCAUAACUUUUGGUGCCAUGGGUGACAGCUUUUAUGAAUAUUUGCUCAAAGUUUGGAUUCAGGGGAACAAAACUUCAACUGUGAGACAUUAUAGAGAAAUGUGGGAGAAAUCGAUGAAAGGCCUAUUAAGCUUGGUUAGGAAAACAACACCAUCAUCUUUCACAUACAUUUGUGAGAAGAGUGGAGAUAUGUUGGCAGACAAGAUGGAUGAAUUGGCAUGUUUUGCUCCAGGUAUGAUAGCUUUAGGAUCAUCUGGUUAUGGGCCUGCUGACUCCCAGAAAUUUCUUUCACUUGCAGAGGAGCUUGCUUGGACAUGUUACAACUUCUACCAGUCAACACCAACAAAAUUGGCUGGAGAAAACUACUUUUUCCAUCCAGGGCAGGAUAUGAGUGUGGGUACAUCAUGGAAUAUAUUGAGACCAGAAACAAUUGAAUCGCUCUUUUACCUGUGGCGUUUAACAGGCAACAAAACAUACCAGGAGUGGGGUUGGAAUAUAUUCCAAGCAUUUGAAAAGAACUCACGCCAUGAGACUGGAUAUGUGGGACUGAAAGAUGUCAAUACCGGUGUCAAAGACAAUAUGAUGCAAAGCUUUUUCCUCGCAGAGACGCUGAAGUAUCUCUAUCUCCUUUUCUCACCAUCUUCAGUCAUCUCAUUAGACGAGUGGGUUUUCAACACAGAAGCUCAUCCUCUUAGAAUUGUGACCCGUCGAGAGGGAGACGCCUCUGGGUAUUCAGAAUAUAAGCAAACUAGUAGGACACAUGGCAGGAAAGGAGGUCAGUUCACUGAUAAUUAGGAUUCAUUUGCUGCGUAUUUUUGAGGCUUUGAUUAGAUGAGGAGACUAUACAAAAUUAUAAGCUGAUCAAUAUGAAAAAUAUAGAUUGAAGGCCUCAUGGAAUGCUGUUUGCAAUAGGAAAUAAUGUGGUUCAACAAAAUUUUCCAUUCCAUGCUUGUAGAAAUUGUUGUAUUCUAUCCUGAGAAAGGAAUGGCAGCACAGAUGGAAAUGUAACUCAGAAUGUAGUUUAAUUUCCUAAGCUUAGUAUCAUAUUAUAGGAAUUUUUAUUUUUUUUUCCCUCCUUUUUGACUAUCACAACAUCUUCGUGAGUGUAUGAGCACAUGUGAUAUCCUGGAGGAUAAUGUAUGGGUUUUCCUUUAUUUUUACCCCUAUUUAAUAGGAACAAGUUGAAAAAGAAAAUACUAUACUGCGGUUUUAUAUUUUUGACAA
Manihot esculenta (cassava) is the source of this 2494-nucleotide messenger RNA. Its product is annotated as mannosyl-oligosaccharide 1,2-alpha-mannosidase MNS1. Gene Ontology annotation, cellular component: endoplasmic reticulum; Golgi membrane. The transcript has 14 exons. Gene Ontology annotation, molecular function: calcium ion binding; mannosyl-oligosaccharide 1,2-alpha-mannosidase activity. The coding region runs from base 341 to 2065 and encodes 574 amino acids. The record is from RefSeq and is a predicted model, not a curated record. Gene Ontology annotation, biological process: carbohydrate metabolic process; N-glycan processing. NCBI's taxonomy places the organism in Eukaryota, Viridiplantae, Streptophyta, Magnoliopsida, Malpighiales, Euphorbiaceae.